This is a messenger RNA of Striga hermonthica, 178 nucleotides long. NCBI's taxonomy places the organism in Eukaryota, Viridiplantae, Streptophyta, Magnoliopsida, Lamiales, Orobanchaceae. The record is from the annotation of a GenBank genome assembly.
GCCGGAGGUUUUCAGAUCCACAUCUCAUGAAAAAGCGAAGCAAGAUUCAAGUUCCCAACAAGAUGAAGAAGGUUCUAGUGAUAGUGAUGAUGGGCUUCCGCCAUUGGAGGCAAAUACCAACAGAUUAAACCCUCUCAUGUCACAUUUCGAUACAGACGAUUCAGAGUUAGAAUUUUGA